CGUUAUGCAGGUUUGAAAUAUUUGUUGUCAAAGAGAUUACAUACUCUUAAAAUAGUUGUAUUUUUCUGUAGUACGUUUAAACUACUAAUAGUAUAAUAAUGUCGUGGUUUGUAUCUUAUACACAGGUGUAUUAACACAGAUUACAUGUAUAAAAACUGGACUUAAUAUUUCAUCAGGUGUAUUUGAUGUGAUGGUUAUAUUUACUUUUAUUUACUAGUUAGAAAAGUUAUUCCUUUAUCGACAGCCAGGAGAUAUUUUUUCAUAAUGGCAGGAGGUUUUACAGAAACUGCCUUUAUUAAAAAAUUAUCUGAUUUAAACAACUCUUCGCAAAGUAUACAAACAGUCAGUUUGUGGUUAAUUCAUCAUAGGAAACAUUACAGCACAGUUGUAAAAAUCUGGUUUCGAGAAUUGAUUAAAGCCAAAGAUUCAAAAAAACUAACUUUCAUGUAUCUUGCAAAUGAUGUUAUUCAAAACAGCAGGAAAAAAGGGCCAGAAUAUGGACAAGAAUUUAGUUUACACCUCAACAAAGCUUUUGAGCACAUGUCUAAAAGUGAUACAAGAACUAAAAAUAGUCUGAAUAGAUUGAUAAAUAUAUGGGAUGAGAGGGGAAUAUAUGAUAAUAAGCUCAUACUAGAAUUCAAAAGAACAAUGGCUUCAUCACCUGAGGAAAAUGAACCACCUACUAAGAAAGUAAAAGUAAUUGAGAAGAAUAAAGAACGAAAGAAAUUUGACGCUGAAAAGAUUGUGGAGCAUUCUGAUGGUUCAAUCGAAACACACAUACAGUUAAGUCCUCACACACCUGCUGGCGAUCCUCCAGAACCAGAAGAAUUAAUAAAGGCCAUUCAAGAUUUAGAAGUAAAUAUUGCGUCGUCUGAUGAAGUGGUUAGAGAGAGAAUAGCUAAAUUACCGAGAGAAGUGUCAGAGGUAUCUCUGAUAUCUAAAAUACAAGAUAAGGAAACUGCUGAAAAAUUAAGCAAACAAGUGACAGAGGCUGUCCAAUUACUAAGUGAAUACAAUAGUAGGUUACUUUGUGAGAUGGAACAUAGAAAAAGGGUAUCAGUGAUGAUGACAGAUUUCUUGUAUGUCCAAAAAGAAUUGCUGCAGCAAGCUCAUGUAACCUUAGAUGAAUAUCAAGCAAAGCAGUCGAAGGUGAUGAACGCGAUGAUGGAAUUACAAAAGCACAUACGAAGUUUACCAGAUUUGACGCAAUUGCCCAACGUCACAGAUGGAUUGGCCCCGUUACCAUCAGCCGAACAUUUAUUUAUGCAGUAAAUGUGUAGAAUAUUAAAUAAUUGAUGGAUUGCGAUUAUAUUUGUCUGUAUUCUGUAAUCCUAUUUUAUCAAAUUAUUUUUUAAUACUACGUUUGAGUUUUGAAUUUUUUGUUUGUUUUUUAAGGCUGUUUACAUUUUAAAGUUGCCUACUUUAGAAAGUAUAUGCAGUUUGAUUUAAAUUAGGUGUGUUACGAUACCAAUGCAUCUGUAUAGUUACUAUUAUUGAGUCAAUAAAUAUAUAGAAAAUUU
Diabrotica balteata is the source of this 1520-nucleotide messenger RNA. Lineage: Eukaryota; Metazoa; Arthropoda; Insecta; Coleoptera; Chrysomelidae. The record is from the annotation of a GenBank genome assembly.